Ananas comosus (pineapple) is the source of this 2530-nucleotide messenger RNA. RefSeq lists its product as uncharacterized. The coding region runs from base 573 to 2336 and encodes 587 amino acids. The record is from RefSeq and is a predicted model, not a curated record. The transcript is spliced from 9 exons. Lineage: Eukaryota; Viridiplantae; Streptophyta; Magnoliopsida; Poales; Bromeliaceae.
CCCUCGUAUAUAAAAAAAAGAAAGAGAAAAAAACACUCCAUGAACUCAUCCUCCUCGAUUCAUCGCAAGCCCCACUCUCAUACGCGGAGAACGAGCGACGGGAUUCUCUCGAUCCAUCUCACGCUGAAACCCUAACCCCGCAAUCCCAGUGGCGAUCCGAAACAGUAUCGUCGAUCAAUUCGAAUUGAAGAAUCCUCAAAAAGGACGUUUCCUCCCUCACCAAUCGCGUAAUCGCUCUUCCCAGUUUUUACUAAUCUUUCCUGUAAUUUUUGCUUGUUGUGUCAUUUUUUUGCGUCGACAAGUUGUAACGAGUGGUAGAUCUAUAGUAGAUCUCCUUUUUUUCGAUGGAUUUGAUGUAUUAUACGUCGCAUCUGGUUGUUGAAUUGAGAAUCGUGUAGAUCUUCGUCAUAUUUGUUUGGUUGAUUUGGAUUUGCGGUAUUGGAGUGGGAAGUAUAGGAUUUGUAUGGUUUGGAUUCGUUCUUUUUUGAUUUUUGGGUGCAUUGCUAGUUGAAUGAGAGUGUUUUGUGGGGGACUGGGGAGAUGAAAGGGUGGAUUGAGUCUCGGAAGGGACAAUGACAGGGGGGUCAUUGGGGCUCCGAUCGGGGAGCUAUGGAUCGCUGCAGCAGCAGCAGCUGCUCCAGCUGCAUAAUGGAGCCAUAUUGUCCGUCCCGUCGCCGCCCCUCUCCGGGCGCAAGCCCUCGAAGAUGCUGCUCUCGGGAUCGAGGGAGAAGGAGAGGCUCCUGCAGCGGAUCUGUAAGAUUGUCGGCCGGCGGAAGGUCGGGAUGCUGCUGUUGCUCAUCGUGUCGGCCACCCUCUACUGUUCGUUGUUCUCUGUCGUCAGUAAAGACGAAGAUGAAUCAUCUAGACUUGAGAAUACACUGGAAUUUUCAAAUCAUGUCGGCAUUAUUAUGAAACCUGGUAACACAGAAACUAGGGGAUCUAUAAAACAACAGUUUACUGCCAUUAGCAAUCAAAUUCAGCCUCAUAUUCCAACUCUCCCUCCGGUGGCACUUUUCACACAUCAUCCAUGUGAAAAUUUCUCAUUUUCUCUUCCACCACUCGAUAAAAAAAGAACCGGGCCACGCCCAUGUCCUGUUUGCUAUGUCUCUGUUGAGGAGGCCCUGAUGCUCAUGCCGCCUUUGCCAUCAGAAUCAAUUGUCAUUAAGAACUUAAGUUAUGUUUCAGAAGAGACUUUGGUCAUGAACGAGUCAAUUGGAGGCUCUUUAUUUGGAGGAUACCCAUCUCUUGAGCAAAGGAAUGAAUAUUUUGAUAUAAAAGAGUCGAUGACUAUUCAUUGUGGAUUUGUGAGAGGAAAGAAACCUAGUCAAGGGAGUGGGUUUGACCUAGAUUAUGCUGAUCUUCUUGAAAUGGAGCAAUGCCGUGGGAUACUCGUAGCAUCUGCUAUUUUUGGAAACUAUGAUAUAAUGCAACAACCAAAGCAUAUCAGCCAGUAUUCGAAGGAAAACGUAUGCUUUUACAUGUUUGUGGAUGAAGAAACAUAUGGCUACAUAAGGAACAGCAGUACAAUUGACAGCAGGAAAAGAGUUGGGUUAUGGAGGGUGCUGGUAGUCCGCAACCUACCUUACACGGAUGCAAGACGUAAUGGAAAGAUUCCUAAACUUCUGCUCCAUAGACUUUUCCCAAAUGUACGGUGGUCUUUAUGGAUUGAUGGAAAGCUAGAGCUUGUCGUGGAUCCCUUGUCAAUUCUUGAGAGAUUCUUGUGGAGGAAAAAAGUCACAUUUGCUAUCUCAAGGCACUACAAACGCUUUGAUGUUUUUGAAGAAGCAGAGGCCAAUAAAGCUGCUGGAAAGUAUGAUAAUGUGUCUAUUGAUUACCAAAUUGGGUUUUAUAAGAGAGAGGGUUUGACUCACUACACUCCAGCUAAACUUCCGAUCACAAGUGAUGUCCCCGAAGGCUGUGUGAUAAUAAGAGAGCAUACGCCGAUCACGAAUCUCUUCACAUGUCUCUGGUUCAAUGAAGUCGACCGUUUUACCUCCAGGGAUCAGCUUAGUUUUAGUACCGUAAGAGACAAAAUAAUGUCGCAAGUUAAUUGGACUGCAGACAUGUUCCUGGACUGUGAAAGGCGUAACUUCGUAGUUCAGUCAUAUCACAGAGACUUGCUAGAGCAGAGGCUCGCCGCAAUGCCCCCGCCCCCACCUCCCUUUGUCACUCGCGAAGCACCUCGAAAACUAUUCCCCGGCACUACCGUGAACGGGGCAGUAACAAGAACCUCUGCAUCAAGGAAGGUACCCGUGCGGCGAGGGCGGGAUAGGAAGUCGGGUUCGAGGCGCCAUCGCUCUAAAGCCACCCCUGCAAGGGAGAACAACUCAGUUUGAACUUUUUGGAGUAGGUCAUAAUUCUUUUUUUGUUACAAGAUUGCGAAGAGGAUAUUGGUGAUUUACUAUAUUCAUGCAGCACAAGUGCUCUGUAUUUUUUGGUCAGAAACUGUCGAUAGCUGAUUCAUUUGUAGCUGUACAUAACCAAUUUCAAAUUCAAAUAAAAUAACAUUCAAAAUUGCUCUUUUCAUGCA